Messenger RNA from Gregarina niphandrodes, 915 nucleotides. RefSeq names its product putative exosome complex exonuclease. Gene Ontology annotation, cellular component: cytoplasmic exosome (RNase complex); nuclear exosome (RNase complex). The record is from RefSeq and is a predicted model, not a curated record. Gene Ontology annotation, biological process: nuclear polyadenylation-dependent rRNA catabolic process; U4 snRNA 3'-end processing; poly(A)-dependent snoRNA 3'-end processing. Lineage: Eukaryota; Apicomplexa; Conoidasida; Eugregarinorida; Gregarinidae. The transcript has 2 exons. Bases 1 to 915 code for a protein of 304 amino acids. Gene Ontology annotation, molecular function: RNA binding.
AUGGAUGGCGACAUCCAGGCAAAGCUGGUUUACCUCUUAGAUAGUCUCAAGUCAUUGGAGCCCACACAGACAGUAGUCACUGCGGGCAAGGAAAUUAGCCUGCCUGAAGGCACCCUACUAGGUCACGGCAUUGUGGCGGGGACCGCGGUGGAGGAAGAUAACGAGAUUGUGACGCGUUACUACGCGUCGCGUACGGGUUAUUUGGUGAGUGUGAAUUCGUUAACGUAUGUGGCGCCUCUGCAUACCCGUUACGUGCCGGAGACGGGGGACGUGGUGAUCGGGCGUGUGGUGGAAGUGGCUCAGGGUCGUUGGUCGGUUGACAUCAACGCGUCGCACUUGGGCAAGUUGAUGUUGACGUCGGUGUCGCUGCCUUCUGGGGAGCAGCGGCGUAAGACGGAUGCGGAAGUGGUAGACAUGCGUAGAUUCUUUGCGGAAGACGACAUCGUAUUCACGGAGGUGCAGAAAGUGAAUGGCGACCAGACCUGCAAUCUGCACUCUCGUAACGCCCGUUACGGCAAGUUGUUCAACGGCUGCAUGGUCGCGGUACCAGCACCUCUGGUCAAACGCCUUGCACAACACUCUUGCGUUCUCCUUGGCGACGUCUAUGUCGUUCUUGGCAACAACGGCUUCGUAUGGAUAGGUACCAAACCCGAGACCACUUCCACUGAUACACUCAACUUCGUCGAGUCAAAGGAAAAUAGAUAUCUAUCUGUUACACCAGAUGUGCGCCGGAAAAUCGCACGCGUGCGCAACGCCAUCCUUCUACUCGCAGACCUCAACCUACUCAUCUCCCCAGACAGCAUCACCACCGUCUUCCAUGCAACCAACGCCCUCGCCAUUCCAUCUAGCGAAAUACUGCAUCAAACCAACCGUCUCAAAAUACUCAAACAGUGUUGCCAAAUCUGCACCGAUUAA